Dioscorea cayenensis subsp. rotundata (Guinea yam) is the source of this 1434-nucleotide messenger RNA. RefSeq names its product probable anion transporter 3, chloroplastic. The coding region runs from base 825 to 1268 and encodes 147 amino acids. The transcript is spliced from 3 exons. Lineage: Eukaryota; Viridiplantae; Streptophyta; Magnoliopsida; Dioscoreales; Dioscoreaceae. The record is from RefSeq and is a predicted model, not a curated record.
AUCCAGCUCCAUGCUGUCCUUCACACCACCACAUCAUCAUCCUUACAUUAGUUACCGAAAAGAUCAACUCUAUGGAAGUCACUGCCAGCUCUGCGCUCCAUUUCUAGUUAGGGCUUCUCCAACUGAUGCUUCCCAAUCUCUCUUUCCCUAGAGUUAAUUGCAGAGCUCGAGCUUCUUGCAGGUCAUUACCUCAAAGUGAGUGAAGGUAGUCUCCAUGCUGGGCCUAGCUAUUGUCCUUUACAAUGUCGAUCAUGAGGUCAUGUCUGUGGCCAUUGUUCCCCUUUCACUGGCUCAUUCCUCGACCCAGUUUUUCUCUAGAAUUGUUCAGAUAGCUAUUUCUCUUUCCAUUGCCUAUUGGAAAACCUCUGGAUUUUUCUUAGUGUUUGUGAAACUCUGAUAACCAAUUAGCUAUACGGAUAUGUUAUUGGGGCUAUUACAUUAGAAUCCAGAUUGGACUAACCAGAUUAGCAGGAGACUCCUUUUUAUUGACUUCAUGCAGUUUUCAGCCUUAUACAAAUUAUUUUUUCCUCCCAAAUGAAGGUGACUUGCUAGUGUUACCUUUAGUUUGAGGGAGGAUUCAAUUGUUUCUUCAUGGGAUUUAGCCAGAAUUGAAUUCUGCCCUCUGAUUAUCUAUAAAUCUUUAAACACAGUCAUCCUUUUUAUGGGGGUGGGUAUUUGAUGUGCCACCCAUAGUUGGGGAGGCUUUGGUUGAUGUUGGUUACUAUGGUGGUAAGUUGGUGAUGGCAUGGGGUAUGACCCUGUGGUGGAUGACCACUUUCCUCACUCCUUGGGUUGCCGAGGCUUAUUUAUGAUAUCUACUUGCUAUGAGAAUCCUUCUUGGAGCUGCUGAAGGAGUGGUGCUCCCUAGCAUGAACAGCAUGAUCUCAAGGGCUAUUGGAAGUCGUAUGUCUGGACUUCACCCUGGCAGUGCAAUUGGGCUUUUGAUAUCACCAAUCAUCAUGGGAAGCUCUCUGCAGCAUGAAGCAGUCCAGAGAGACAUUCCCAAAUAUUCAAGUAUGAGCUGCAAGGCACCAUUGCCUCAUAAAAGAAAUUUGGAAAUUCCAGGGUAUUCCCUCCUUUUGAGGAAAUUACUCCACGAGAUGCCAACAUGGGCUUUGGCUUCUGCAAAUGCUAUGCACAGCGGGUUUUACCAGCUUUGGCUACUGGAUGCCCUUCUACUUCAACAUGUUUUUUGUUAUGCUUUGCUGGAUGCCCUUUUACUUAAACCUGGUAUUCUAUAUUUUUUCAUUUAUGGUGUGCUGGAGUGAUUGUCAAAACGGCUGAAUGCUGGAACACUGACCCUAGCAGUGAAAACAAUCGGCAGAGAGUUUUGUAGAGAAAAUGGGCUUCUUUAAAGGGUCUUUAGUACUCACUUCUCUCAUGUGUGGCCUUGGCUCUCUUUUGGCAUCUAUUCCCCACAAGAGGCAAGUUACA